Hydra vulgaris (swiftwater hydra) is the source of this 3283-nucleotide messenger RNA. RefSeq names its product oxysterol-binding protein-related protein 1. NCBI's taxonomy places the organism in Eukaryota, Metazoa, Cnidaria, Hydrozoa, Anthoathecata, Hydridae. Gene Ontology annotation, cellular component: plasma membrane; intracellular membrane-bounded organelle; cytosol. The record is from RefSeq and is a predicted model, not a curated record. Gene Ontology annotation, molecular function: protein binding; sterol binding.
UAUCAUAAUAUAUGCAAAUAUAUUAAAAUUUCAAUGGAAAAAUUGAACAAAAAUUAGAUAUAUCAAAGCAAAUAAAUUUUAUGGUAGAUGAGUAUUACACAUGACUGAACAAGAGGAUGCUCUACUAUUGGCUAGUAGACAAGGCCACUCUGAUAUUGUUUUUAAAAUAUUGUCAGCAGGAGGAGUUGAUAUAAAUUGCAAAGGUAAUUUUAAGGUUUAUCAACCUGAAAAACCAAAACCAAAACCAAAAGUAACAAAAAAAGGUAAACAAAAAUCCAAUUUGGGAUGGACUCCAUUGCAUUUAGCAUCCUAUUUUGGACAUCAGGAUGUUGUUGAAACACUGCUUAAGUUUAAUGCUGAUGUCAAUGUUAUAAAUGGAAUGGGUGAUACUCCUCUUCACCGUGCUGCGUUUACAGGCAGAACAGAUGUGGUCUUGUCUCUUCUUCAUUACAAUGCAGAUGUCUCUAUAAUUAAUGGUGAAGGAAGGACUCCAUUGUUGAUGACUGAUUGCCCAGAAGUAAAAAAACUUAUAGCAGCGGCAGAAAAGUCUCAACAGUUAUCACGAAAUGUAGCUUUGCUUCAGGCUACUACAGAUGGUGACUUGCAGACUGUAAAAUCAUUGUUGUCUAGUACUAACCCUCCAAAUAUCAAUUGUCAGAAUUUACUUGGUAACACAGCUCUUCACUGUGCUUCAUUUAGGGGCCAUAAAGAAAUUGCUGUUUUUCUUCUGCAAAAUGGAAUAGAUUCAACAAUAAAAAAUAAUAGAGGUUUAUCAGCAUUAGAGCUUUCACGUGAUCCAAAAAUGAGGCAACUUCUAGAUAUUCAUCCUCUGCAAACUGUUCAAAAGACAGUUGAACGCUUUGAAGGUUAUAUUAUGAAGAAAAGUCGCUUCUUUGGAUGGAAAAAACAUUGGGUGAUUUUAGAGCGUGGAAUUUUAUCUGCUUUCCAUACCAGAGCUGAUGCAGCUUCAGGCUUGAGAAGGCAGUUUUUUAAAUAUCUUGAUCAUGCAAAAAUACUGAUGCUUCAUGAAUGGAAACAGAAUCAAAAUUUUCACUUUUUUGAAUAUCAUAAUAUCAACACUUUCUUUGCUAAUCAAGAAUUUGACCAAAAAUUUAAGAUUCAAUUCUCAGAUCACACAGUUUAUUUUUUUAUGACAAAUUUAGGACAAGUUGAUUGUCAGAGAUGGCUAAAUGCAUUGAAUGAACAUUGUGCAUAUAGCACUCACUAUACCAGUCAACCCCAUAUUAUUCUCACAGAUGAACUUGAUGAAGAUUAUAUGCCACUUGGUUGCAUCGAUGAUGCUCUCAAGAAUGCCAAAGCUCAACAGCAAGUUUUGGGACAGCAAGUCUCUUCAUUAGCUUUAUAUUUUAACAGUUUGUCUGAUCAACAAAUUAGGCAAGGUACGGCAACUACAUUAAGGAUGAAACUUAGUGAGAUAGUUUCUUCUUCACAGGAAGUAUCAUCUACCCUGAAGCAUUGCCUAACUAUUCUUAUGCAACAAGAAGAGGUUCGUCGUGUUCAACUCCAAGAAGAAGCAGAAAAGCGUAGAGUAUUGGAAGAUGCACUUCAUGUAUUGGCAACAGAACAUUUUGUUCUUGAGCAGUCUGUUCGUCACAAAAUGAAUAGUCACGAUGAUGCUAUGGAUGUUUUCUAUGAUGCAACAGAAGCCAUGUCAGAUUGUGAAUAUGGUGGACCGUUUUUUAAAGAAGAUUCAAGUAAUGGAGAUUCGAAUAGUGGUAUCCAACAGCUAGAUGAAAGAGAAGUAUGCGAAAAUAUAAAAGAAGAAUGUAGACCAGUUAAUGGUGAGCUUCAGAUGUCUGAUUCAAUGACUCAUUCUAAUACAAUAUCUAAUCACAGGCGACAGUUACCACAUACUAUGCAUUCAAGAAAUGAGUUUAGUAUAUGGAGUGUAUUAAAGCAAGCUGUUGGCAAAGAUUUAUCUAAAAUGACAAUGCCAGUUAUUUUUAAUGAACCUAUCUCAUUUCUGCAGCGAAUUGCAGAGUAUAUGGAUUAUGGUUUUAUAAUGCAAAAAGCUGCAAACUUGCCUGACCCUAUUGAUCGAAUUGUAGAAGUGGCAGUGUUUGUUAUGAGUUGUAAUGCGUCAACUGAGGAUCGUGUUGGAAAACCUUUCAAUCCAUUACUUGGUGAAACCUACGAGCUAAUAAGAGAAGAUAUGGACUUCAGACUUAUUGCUGAACAAGUUAGUCAUCAUCCUCCAAUCAGUGCAAUAUAUGCUGAAUGUCCAAAAUCUGGAAUUGAAAUGACAAUGUCUAUGCAGCCUGACAUCAAAUUUUGGGGUAAAUCAGUAGAAGUAAAACCAAAGGGUCACGUUAUAAUUAAAAUACCAAAGUAUAAUGAUGUUUAUACAUUUUCAUAUGUCUCCAGCGGAAUACAUAAUGUCAUAAUUGGUAAUCUAUGGAUAGAGAUGUAUGGUGUGUGUGAAAUAACAAAUCAAAACACUGGAGACAGAGCAAUUUUAAAUUUUAAACCCGCUGGUUGGUUUGGAAAAGAUUUAAACAAGGUGGAUGGAUACGUUGUUGACAAAAAAGGUGUUAAAAAAAAGCUGAUUAAAGGAAAUUGGGCGAAAUUUGCCUGCUCUUGUCCAGCAGAUGAUGAAAAUGCUGCUCUUGCUUUAAAUGCAUGGUGUACAUCUAGAACUAUAAAUGACUUUACCCCUCCUGCUGGUGUUACACUGCAUUGGAAAGUGAAAUCAAAACCAAAGUGUUCUGCUGAGAUGUACAACAUGACAGAAUUCGCUAUGGGGUUAAAUGAACUUUUGCCUGAACACGAAAACGUCAUAGCACCAACCGACUCCAGAUAUCGCUUGGAUAUGCGAUGUCUAGAAAAUGGAGAUAUAGAGGGUGCGGCAGCCGAAAAACAAAAGCUUGAAGAAGCUCAACGCGAAAGAAGAAAACUCAUGCACAGUUCAGGAGAAAUAUGGAUACCAAUGUGGUUUUCUCUAGAAGAGAACGAAUAUCUUAAAUGCAAGGAGUGGUCAUACAAUCAUAAAUAUUUUAAAAGAAAUUAUAGAGAUUGCGUUCAAAUUUAUUAAAUUUCUAUGAUGCAUACAAUACUUUCGCGUCAAACGUAUGUUGUGUACAAUUCAACAAUGACUUGUAGAAGAUUGCUUUUAAAAUGCCAACUUAAAAUUUAGGAAAAAAGAAUUAUUUUUUUAUUAUUUAUGAACAGGUUUUGUGUACAAUUUUCUAUUUUAUACUAAUUUUUAAACUUGCAAUCAAUUAUAUAUGAUAGCGUUAUAUGCAGAUAGAGCUAUAUCAAUUUC